AACACGUUGAGAGACAUCAAUUUACAAAUUCACCAUGCACUCACUGUUGCUCGUUUUGGCCAUGGGCGCUGUUGCCACAGCAUUCCCCAGCCACAAAAUCAUCUCGAUCGGACACACCCAGGCCUCUAGCUAUAAGCUCAAGACCGACCAUCCGGUGCAGGAGCCCGAGCCCAUCAUUAAGACUAUUGCUCAGCCAUACGCUGUGCCCGUUCCCCAGCCCUACGCUGUCCCACGCGCUGUGCCCGUUGUGGUGGAGCGACCCUACCCGGUGACCGUCACCCGUACCGUCGGUGUCCCGGUUAUAGCCCGCGGUGAGCCUAUUGUGCGCACCCGUGUUGUCCAGACCGACAGCCGAGACAAUGGUCUCAGUUUGGGUGGUUUGGGAGGUCUCGGAGGUUAUGGAGGUUAUGGAGGUUUGGGAGGCGGUUAUGGUUUGGGCGGUGGCUAUGGAAACAAUGGAGGCUAUGGUAAGGGCGCUAUCCUUUUGGAUGACGGCCACAACUCUGGUCUCUCUUAUGGUCUGUCCGACGGUUUGGGCGAUCUCUCCGGACACGGAUAUUAG
Medioppia subpectinata is the source of this 562-nucleotide messenger RNA. Lineage: Eukaryota; Metazoa; Arthropoda; Arachnida; Sarcoptiformes; Oppiidae. The record is from the annotation of a GenBank genome assembly.